AUGGAAAUUUUUGAGUUUUGUCUCCCCGAUGGAGGGACAAUCUCUGGACGGUUCAAUUUCCCAAAACCUCAAACUUCCAGCCAUUUACCGCUGAUCGUCUGCAUUCAUGGCGGCAGCUAUGACGCUGAGUAUUUUGAUGUCGAUGAAGACCACUCCAUUCUCAGCAUCUCAGUAUCGGCAAAAAUACCCGUCAUUUCCUUGACCAGACCGGGCUAUGGAUCCAGUUCCCCUGUCCCAACGGAUGACAGGGAUGAAGACACAACUUACGGCCAAGCCCAGGGAAAGUACCUCAAUUCUAUAGUAUUACCCUUCCUAUGGGAACAGUUCAAGGAACGUUCAGGAGCAACAGGCAUUGUGAUCAUGUCUCAUUCCAUUGGCGCGAUGAUCUCCAUCAUCAUAGCGGGGUCCCAUACGGGAACCGAAGGCUAUCCACUCUCGGGACUUAUCACAUCCGGGAUAAGCACCGAACUGGGCCCGGGACCGCGAGGAGCCAUGCUUCAUCUAUUAAACGAAACAACAGGCGUUGUGCAGUUCGAUGAGACCCCAAAAGAUGCCAUAAUGCUUCAAAUCCCCAUGAAUCAAUUCACGGAUCCCCAAAUGUGUCGCCACACAAAGCGUCUGAACUGGCCUCUGCCCCCUGGUGAACUCCACGAUAUCAAUAUGACUUGGCUGGACUAUUGGCGCAAGUACUCGGACCGCGUCACUGUUCCGGUCAUGCAUGCCUUGGCUGAAUUCGAUGGCCUUUGGACUUAUUCUCCAGAAGCAUUGGAGGAUUAUAAGAAUGCGUUCCCGAAUAGUCCGCAUGUUACCAGCGAGGUGGUUCCCAUGGCUCCUCAUUGUAUCGAGUUGAGUCUCCAGAGCAAACCCUGGUACAUGAAGUGCUGCUCUUUUGCCUUGCAGUGCGCUAUUUGGGAUGCUUUGCGGCCGACUUUGCCUCCUCCUACUGUGCCUGUGAUUGUUCAAAAGACCGAAGAGGAAAUCGACUCGGAGAAUGAGAUCGCUCCGCCUCAGGGUGGUAUUACCACCCUUGUCUAUACAACAACACGCUAUGAGGCGAAGGGACCUUGA
Penicillium concentricum is the source of this 1068-nucleotide messenger RNA. RefSeq lists its product as uncharacterized. The transcript has a single exon. Bases 1 to 1068 code for a protein of 355 amino acids. The record is from RefSeq and is a predicted model, not a curated record. Lineage: Eukaryota; Fungi; Ascomycota; Eurotiomycetes; Eurotiales; Aspergillaceae.